Musa acuminata subsp. malaccensis (wild Malaysian banana) is the source of this 1791-nucleotide messenger RNA. Lineage: Eukaryota; Viridiplantae; Streptophyta; Magnoliopsida; Zingiberales; Musaceae. The record is from RefSeq and is a predicted model, not a curated record.
AUGAGGAGUCCGCGGGAGCUGGCGGACCGAUCGAAGUACUGCCGCUUCCACCGGCAACAUGGGCAUGACACUGAACAGUGUCGGGAGAUAAAAAGGCAGAUCGAGGAGCUCAUUCAUAGAGGACAUCUCGGCCAGUACCUUCGGCCGGACAAGGAACUUUUGCUGCGCCCGGAGGGUCCCAUCGAACGACAUAUCGACGUGAUAGCUGGCGGCCCCACAUCUGGCGGGGAUUCCAUGACCAGAAGAAAGGCAUACGCCCGAGCCGCCCCGGCCGAAGUUCCCAGGCAAGGGCCCGAGCCCGAGGUUACUUUCCCGGCCGGAGCAUCCGACCAAUCCGAGCACGACGAUGCGCUCGUGAUAUCGGCCAGGAUCGCCAAUGCGCAAGUAAGAAGGAUCAUGGUCGAUACCGGGAGCUCGGCUGACAUACUCUACUUCGACGCCUUCCAAAAGCUUGGCUUGUCCGGAGACAACAUGAAGCCGAUAUUCUCGGCACUCACCGGAUUCACCGGUGAUUCGAUCUCACCGCUGGAGGCAAUCACUUUGCCCUUGACCCUGGGAGCCCCACCGAGGUCGAAGACAGUGAUGACCACCUUCUUAGUGAUCGACCUCCCCACUGCAUACAACGCCAUUCUCGGCCGGCCGACCCUCAACAAAGUUAGAGCCGUCGUCUCAACUUACUACCAAACCGUGAAGUUCCCGACCCACGCCGGGACCGGAGAGGUCACGGGAAGCCCUCGAGAAUCCAAGCGCUGCUACCUGACCGUCGUUUCGUUACACAAGAGAGCAAGGGUCGAACCACCAUUGGCGAACCCUCGGGAGGCGAAGAAGCCAGCCCCCCAUCCUGAGCCGAGGGGGUCCACCAUCGACUUGCCGCUGCUAGAGAGUCGGCAAGACCAGACGGUCAAGAUCAGAUCGGAGCUACCCGAGCAAAAACGAAGGCAGCUCGUCGGCUUCCUACAGAAAAAUACCGACGUCUUCGCUUGGUCGCCAUCUGACAUGACGGGCGUCGACCCGGAGGUCGCACAACAUCACCUCAAUAUUUCACCCGACGCUCGCCCGGUAAAGCAAAAACCCAAACGGCAGGCCCCUGAUAGGCAGUUGGCUAUACGAGAAAAAGUGGGCCGACUUUUGGCGGCAGACUUCAUAGAAGAAGCCAGAUACCCACGAUGGCUAUCCAAUGAUUGCUACCCCCUUCCAAAGGUCGACCAGUUGGUCGACGCUACAGCCGGACACGCCCGCCUCUCAUUUAUGGGCGCCUUCUCGGGAUACAACCAGAUUAGAAUGGCACCCGAAGACCAAGAGCAUACGGCCUUUCUCACCUAUCAAGGGGCUUACUUUUAUAAGGUCAUGCCCUUCGGAUUGAAGAACACCGGGGCUACAUACCAGAGAACAGUGAACAAGAUGUUCGCCCACCAGAUCGGGCGGAACAUGGAAGUUUAUGUUGACGACAUGAUUGUGAAAAGCCAAGAGGCAGGAGACCACCUGGCCGAUCUGGCCGAGGCAUUUGCCACGCUACGUAAGUACGGCAUGCGACUCAACCCCGCGAAGUGCGCCUUCGGCAUCACCUCGGGAAAGUUCCUUGGGUUCAUCAUAUACGAAAGAGGAAUUGACGCCAACCCGAAGAAAGUUCAGGCGAGCAUCAAUAUGCAGUCACCUCGGACGAUCAAAGACCUGCAACGCCUUAACGGGAGUCUCAUCGCCAUGUCCCAUUUCCUUGCCCGGUCGGGUGAUCGCAGCCUCCCCUUCUUCAGAGCACUGAAGAGCCCGAAAAAUUUUCAAUGGACGGCGUAA